GUCCUGUACGAGCUCGUCCGCCUCUGCAACAAUGGCCGGGGCGAGUACAGGCACCGUCUCGAGAUGUACGAGACGAAGCCACGCUCCCCGAAGGAGCUGCAGGCGGACCUUGCAAAGGCCAUGCAACCCAACGUGGCACCCCACGUUCUGUGGGACCACGCGGCAACUGUGAACCUCCUCUUUCAAAACCUUCUCCUCGAGGCAGGCACGAGUCCGCGCCGGCAGAGUUUGUUCCUGAACCUUGA
This is a messenger RNA of Symbiodinium necroappetens, 245 nucleotides long. Lineage: Eukaryota; Dinophyceae; Suessiales; Symbiodiniaceae. The record is from the annotation of a GenBank genome assembly.